GGGUAGCUUUGUGUCAGUGACGAGGAGGCAGAAGAAGAGAUGCCGAGCAGCCACUUUAUGGGUUCAUUGUCAACUCCGAAAGUUGACGUCGCGAUUGACACGGGCAAUCCUUUUCUCAAUGCCUCCGUUGAUGGGUUCUUGAAGAUCGGAACUGUUGCAGCCACCAGGGCACUGGCGGAGGAGGUAUACCACGCUGUAGACAAAGGAAACCUUUCAAGUCGCAGUGUGGAGCAUGCGCUCAAGAAGAUGUGUAAAGAAGGUGCUUAUUGGGGAACUGUGGCUGGAGUAUAUGUUGGAAUGGAGUAUGGAGUAGAGAGGGUUCGCGGCACCAGUGACUGGAAAAAUGCAAUGAUAGGAGGUGCUAUCACGGGGGCACUGAUUUCUGCAGCAAGCAACAAGAGCAAAGACAAGGUUGUGAUUGAUGCCAUCACAGGAGGUGCCUUGGCAACUGCUUCAAAGUUUAUCAACCAUCUCACCUGAAAACUGGAAGCUGAUUUUGCUGCGUGUUCUUUAGGAAUUACCAUGUAUCAUGCCCCUCUUUUCAUUUUCAUCAUGCAAUAAUCUAGUUGUAGAAAGACAGGCAGUUGAUGUGAUGAAAUGAAACUGAUAAGAAUAAUUGUGGUGCUAGUUAUCUUUUCUUUCCUUCAAGAAUCUUUGUGUAGAUGUGUGGGAUUUUUGAGGAAACAAGAUGCAUUGUUCACGUACAUAAUGUGAGUAAAUGUUAUUUUCUGCU
Messenger RNA from Rubroshorea leprosula, 733 nucleotides. The record is from the annotation of a GenBank genome assembly. NCBI's taxonomy places the organism in Eukaryota, Viridiplantae, Streptophyta, Magnoliopsida, Malvales, Dipterocarpaceae.